Molecule: messenger RNA, 933 nt
Organism: Rosa chinensis
Lineage: Eukaryota; Viridiplantae; Streptophyta; Magnoliopsida; Rosales; Rosaceae
Product: hypersensitive-induced response protein 2
Exons: 6
Coding region: 147-698 (183 amino acids)
Source: RefSeq, a predicted model, not a curated record
CUUCACUGAGCUCUUAUGCCAGUGUAGUGUGCUCUCUCUCGCUCUCUCAAAUAUAUAAGCAAGUUUUUCAGUGCUAGAGAGAAAGAAAAGCAAUUUCAAGAAGAAGAAGAAGAAGCAUUUUGCUUUGUAAGUUGCAGAAUUGAAGUAUGGGUCAAGUAUUUGGUUGUGUUCAAGUGAAGCAGUCAAAGGUUGCUGUGAGGGAGCGUUUUGGAAAGUUUGAUGGGGUGCUUCAGCCCGGAGGUCAUUGUGUGCCUUGGUGUUUCGGAUAUGAAGUAGCCGGUGAGGUUUCACUGCGUGUGCAACAAAUUUGGUUUAAAUGUGAAGCCAAAACUAAGGAUAAUGUGUUUGUCAAUGUGACUACAUCUGUUCAAUUUCGUCCAUCAGCAGAACAAGUAGAGGAUGCUUUCUAUAAGGUCAAGAACACCACCCAUCAGAUUCAAGCCUAUGUUUUCAGUGCUAUCAGGGCAAGUGUAGCCAAGUUGGAAUUGGAUGCUGUGUUUGAAGAGAAGAAUGGCAUAGCAAAAGCUGUUCAAGGCGAUCUUGAAAAGGCAAUGUCUGCUUAUGGUUAUGAGAUGAUUGAGACCCUCAUUGUCGAUAUAAUGCCUGAUGAUUCUGUGAAGAAAGCAAUGAAUGAGAAUGCAGCUGCAAAGGAAAAGCUUGGCACAGCUCACCAGCGCAAGCCCAAAGAGGAGCUUUGAAGCCUUGAAGGACAGUGUCAUUGCAUCAUCAUGUUUGCUGUUAAAGUAGAGUACUACCAGUCUAUUGGGAUGUUUCACCACCCUUUUAUAUUUCUUAUCAUGCUUGGAUGUUAACUAAUGAAGUGGCGGAACUAGAAUAUAUUGGGGUGUUUCACCCUUAAUGUUUUAUAUUUUGGCAGUUGCUGGAUGCUGCGAAAACUAAUUAGAGUUUACAUGCUUGGAUUUUCUUCUUCAA